Molecule: messenger RNA, 619 nt
Organism: Galendromus occidentalis (western predatory mite)
Lineage: Eukaryota; Metazoa; Arthropoda; Arachnida; Mesostigmata; Phytoseiidae
Exons: 3
Coding region: 9-569 (186 amino acids)
Source: RefSeq, a predicted model, not a curated record
AAAUCUAUAUGCCGCCGAGACGGCGCUUCGAGAAACCGAAGACCGAAGCACCGCGACCAGUCCUCGACACCGAAGUUGAGGCUCCGAAUCCGAAACACAGUGCCGUUCCGCAGAAGGAAUAUGAGAAGGAAAAGAUCUCCUUGGAAUACCCCGCGCUUGGCGAAAUGCGCUUGGAGAAGAAGCAAUCGAGGAGAACCCCGCUUACGUUCAAGCAAACACCUCAAAGGAUUCAGAAGAGAACGAAGCACCACUCGAUUGAUUCCUCGACCCCGUCUGAAUCACUCGCCAUCACGAAGUGUCCUUGGUCUCCUAAUAACAAAUCAGACGGCAAAGACGCUCCCUCAAUUCAGAAGAGUCAAUCCUUCGAAGAGACGAUGAAACUAGAGAUGAGGUACAAGGAACACAUGGCGCGGUUUUCCCUCGACAAAGCCGAUGCCGAAGACAGAGCCAUAGCAGACCUCGCGGUCGUCUAUGAGAUCGACCGCAAUCCUGACGAACGAGUCUCAAUCAAGAGAGAAAUCGUUGGAGAAGUUACCGCUCCUGUUUGGAGCGUCAAUCCCCUCAGAUGAAUUUCCUCUCCGAUCUCGGGUGAUGCAGUAAAUAAAACUCUCGAUCGCAA